Molecule: messenger RNA, 4224 nt
Organism: Bursaphelenchus xylophilus (pine wood nematode)
Lineage: Eukaryota; Metazoa; Nematoda; Chromadorea; Rhabditida; Aphelenchoididae
Source: the annotation of a GenBank genome assembly
AUGUCAAACUCUACAAGUACGGAGACUUCGACGCUGAGUCAGACCCGUCAAAGCAGCAAAAACAUCAACCAAAGGGUUCUCAUCACCGUCAAUGUGGUCGUAGCGCUGGUCACAGCGUUUCAUUUGGGGUUUAGAGUAAGUUUCGAGGGGUGUUAUUGCAUUUGGGGACGUGGAAAGGGAUUUCUGAAGAAUUUGACGAAAUGUCAAAAAUUUGUGACAUUUCGUUCAAUUCUUGUUUUUGCGGGUGCGGCUUGCAGAAAACAGGCGAACAUCGUCAAAGGUUCAUCUCUGGCCAUUUUUUGACUAUUUUUACAAUCUUAUGCAAAUUUUUCAAAGCUAUACAAAUUUUUCAAAAUUAUGCGAUUUUUCCAAAAACCUCAAACCUCCAAAAAAAUUAUUUGGGGCUCGGGAUGAGUUUUGAGGGGCCUUAUAGUGUUCAAGAAUUGAAAUAAACGAUUUCUGGACAAUAUGACGAAAUGUCAAAAAUUUGUGACAUUUCGUCCAAUUCUUGUUUUUGCGGCUGCGACUUGCAAAAAAUAGCCGAAAGUCAUCAAAAGUUUAUAUCUAGCCUUUUUUUUUGACAAUUUUUACACUUCCAUGCAAAUUUUCAAAAAAUCUCAAAUUUCCGAAAAAUCAAAACUUUUGCCAAUUCCAAUAUUUUUUAGCUUAUCUACGCCGAUUUCAUUGGAUUUGGCCCCAUUUUUCAACAGACAGAAGAUCUGCACAACAAGACCUCGUACAACUUUUUUCUCGAGCAUUUCUCCCGUCCUGAAUCACCUCUCUACACGAACAUCACCUGUAUUCUCGGCGCAGUAAUUAUUGUCGCAUUCUCAACAAAAUUCGCCAAGCUUUCGCUGCGAUAUUGCCUCAUUUGGGCAAUUGCGGCUUCCGUUGUUGGAGUUCCAUUUGCGAUUUCGACUUUUAUCUGGCAACUUCAUUGGCUCCAGACCGCCGGAUUGUGUUUGUCGGACUUGGCGUUGGUCAUUUCGGUCUGCUUUCAAAUCUGCAUUGUCCAGGAUUUGUCUAACAACAAGUUCAAGAAGAUAUUUACAUUCUUCACAGGUCAGUUUGGGAUUUUUUGAAAUUUUCAACGCAAAUUGUAGUAAAACAUCUUAGAAAAGUAAUCUUUUAGUGUAUGUUAAUUUUUUAGGAACUGUCGACAUUUUAUACGAUGAAACAUGUUUGGUCGUAUAAAAUGUCCUUUCCGUUUUUUGGCCGAAAUAAUGAAAAAACGUCCAUAAAUGACGAUGGUUACACUGUUUUGACUUUUUUUUGUGAAAGGUGACAUUUUAUACGAUAAAAUAUGUUCCAUCGUAUUAAAUGUCCACAAUUUUUAGGUCAUAUUUUUGAAUUUUGAAAAAAAAGUUUGUAAAAAUCGAUUUUUUUCAAAAAAAAAUGUUUUCAAAAAUAACAAAAGGAAAUUUCUUAGGGAAGGUGACGUUUUAUACGAUAAAACAUGUUCCAAAAAUUCAAAUUUUGUAAACCCUUUUUUCAGGACUUUUCUUCGCCCUAGGCACUUUUGUCUCUUGCAUUGUCUGCCUAGUUACCGUCGACUUCCCUAAGAUACGUCUGACAGUCUAUCUGGGCAUAUUUUUGUUCUCAAUCCCCGCUAUAGUCGGCCUUCUCGUCAUUCCGGACAGCUUAUUCUUUCACAUUGAACAGGACGAAAAAUUGAAUGUGCUGGAUCUGCUUUCAACGUCGUUGAGCACCGAGAACCCGAGUCUUCAACGGUCCUACGAGUUUUAUCACGACUCGAAAAUGUCGGCAGAGGAUGGGAAAUUAAUUUAUACGAGAGCUGUGGCAAAGGUAAGAGGAGAAGAAAAAUCUUAAUUAAAAAAUUUUUUUUUUGUAAAAUACGAACUCCAUAAUCCGCAAUUCAUUUAUUUUCAGUGCGCUUAUGACGGGUUUCUCUACGUUUGGCUGGACAAGAAUGGGCGUACCGUGGCGCUUCUGGCAAUUACGACCAAUGUCCUGGGCGCAGUCUGCGAUCAUAUGUUUUCGCUGAGGUGGUACAUUCAUCAGGCUUAUAUAGUAAGUAUUUGAUGAUAGAAAAUAUUUUAGCCAGUUAAAAUACGAUUCUUAAUUUGUAGGCAAUUUGACGAAAUGUCAAAAUUUUUGUGACAUUUCGUCCAAUUUUUAUUUCGGUUCGCAAUAGUUGAAAUUUUGGAUUUUAAAUAUUACUAUUGUAAUUUGGGAAGGUUAAAAUACGGGCAUACCGAAUUUUUAGUUCAUACGGAAUGUCAAAAAUUUUUUGUGACAUUUCGUCAAAUUUUUAGGUUUGUUCAAAAUAGUAACAGUAUUUGGUUUUAAAUAUUCAUUUUAUAAUUUCACAGUAUUGUAGCACCGUUUUUCGUAAUUUUUCGAUUUGACGAAGUGUCAAAAAAUUUUUGACAUUCCGUCAAAUUUUUUGACAUUUCGUCAAAUUUUUAUUUUUUUCUCAAGUCUUGCCGCAAUUUAUGUUUUUCAAAUUUUUUCAGCCGUUUCAGACCGAGGACAGCUAUACGGCGCUGUUUACAAUCACAUUUGCCUUUCUUCUCGGCAGUUUAUUGGCCAUCCCGGUUGCUUUAUUGUUGUCCAGAAGAUGCAUGUUUGUCAGUGCAUGCGUGGUUCUGCUGUUCUGCGAGAUUGGGCAUGCGAUCACAACAACGGAGAGUAUGAGACAGGAGGUUGGAUGUAAGUUUGAAUAAAUGGGAGUUAGAAAAAUUAAAAUUAAAAAAUUUGAAAAAAAAAAUUUUUGAUUUUUUUUUAUUUUUUUUGAUAAAAAAAAAUAUUUUUUUGACGGCUAGAUUACGAUAUUCCAACAAAAAAUCAAUUUUUCUCCCCAAGUUCUACCGUGAAUUAGUCAAAAAAAUAUUUUUUCUCUGACCGUCUCUCUUCAUUUUACAUGAUCUCUCGUCCACAAAGCUUGGUGAAUAUCUCGGCCGUCCUUGCAAAUCAUGAGCUGAAAUUUUCAGAAGUCAAAAUAUAUUCUAUACAGCGUAGCUACGCGAAAUUUCAAGGUAAUCCGACCUGUGAAUUUUCAGAAAAUUAGAUUUAAAGAAAAAUUUUGAAACCAAAAAAAAAUUUUUUCAAAAUGAUGAUUUUUAUUCUGUUUCAGUCGAUAUAAGCUAUCGGAUGGGAGUGUUCCUUCGAGUUCUGCAGACGAUAAUCUCCGGCGCCACCUUCAGCACACAUGCCUGGACAAUUGGCGCUGAGUUGGCGCCACGAAACAUCCAGGUUUUGGUGACUUCGAUGGGAAUUUCGUGCAGAUUCUUUGCCUCGGAAGCCUUUAUUUUACUCCAUGUGGCGUCAAGUGUGAGUUGAGAUUUUUUUUUUUGAAAUGAUUGUGGGAAAAUUACAGUAAAAAAAACCCGAAAAAAUUGUUAAAAAUUGGAGUUUUCGACAAAUUGCCUAAGGCGAUUAGGCAAAAAUUUUGACUGCUUCUUCUGUAGGGGUCAUAAAUCAAUUCCUGACGAUUUUAGCUCUUGCUUUGCAAAGGUAGAUGAGAAAUUCAACGAUCUUUGCAGACGAGAGACUAUAGAGAAUGAGGAGAGACGGUCAGAGAAAUUUCUUUUUUUCCCUUUCUCUUUGUGAAUUUUGCCUGGAAAAAAAUUUUUUAGAAAAAUUUAAUAAAAUUAUAAGUUUUUAAUAUUUUUUAGCUCAACUUUGACUUUUUAGAAAAAUUUUUAAAAGUUUUACGAUCAAAAAAAUUUUUUUGGCGUGGUUUUUGCGAUUUUUGUGCGGAAAUUUUUCAUUUUUUGAAUUUGAUAAAUUGAAAAAUAAAAAUUUCAAAAAAAAAACAUUUUUUAAUUUCGAAAAAAAAUAUUUUUUUAAUUUCGAAAAAAAAAUAUUUUUUUUUAAUGUCAAAAAAAAAUAUUUUAAUUUCAAAAAAAAAAUUUUUUUCCCUUCAAAAAAAUUUUUCGAAAUUUUCAGGCUUCCAAGACCUUCAUAAUGAGCCCGUUGAUCUGUAUCGUUCUCAUCGUCGGCGCCAUUAUCAUCUCGUUCUACAUGCCUAAAGGCAAUGGCUUCUUCAACAUGUAUUCGUGGUGGAUGAACAUGUCCGAAGACAUCCAUGCCCUGCGGCAUUUCAACCAGAACAAACAGCAGCUGUGUACGAACUACAACUACAGCGACGCGCUGUUGAACCGAUGCAGAAGGGCGCAUAUGCGAGUGGUGGAGAGUGUGGUUGGGAGCAAGUCGAGCAGUAUGGUUUCGAAGAGUGAAAAGUCAGAAAAAGUGAAUUGA